Messenger RNA from Anopheles cruzii, 1125 nucleotides. RefSeq lists its product as uncharacterized. The coding region runs from base 1 to 1125 and encodes 374 amino acids. Lineage: Eukaryota; Metazoa; Arthropoda; Insecta; Diptera; Culicidae. The record is from RefSeq and is a predicted model, not a curated record. The transcript is spliced from 5 exons.
AUGGAGGUGGUGAUGCCGACGGUGAAGUUUAGGCACCCGGGGCGGGCGGCAGCGUUGCUGGUCGUAAUGCUGCUCCUGUACGGCUCGACGGAUGCUCUACUGCACGAGGGUGGCCCGCUCGCUGGGGAUGGUGGGGCGAACCGUGAACCAGUGCCGGAGUCUCCCCAGAGAAUCCUUUCGCGGAAGCGACGCUUCCUGACGUUUCCCGAGGGUAGCUCGUUUCAAGUCGUGUACGAUCAAACCAUUCCGAUGAUCGGGGUCGAGAGCCUGUUCACGAUUGGUAUCACCGUGGCGCUGGCGUACGAGCUACCCAGCAUCACGUUCGACCAGAUCUGGGAUAUGAUCGAGCAGAACGCCAACGAUCCGGACAUCCUGCCGAAGGUGGACAGCGCCGCGAACGGCACCAUCCUCGUCGACACCAAGCCGGGUGUGACGCCGGCGCGCAAAAACAUCCUCAGCUACGCCUACCAACCCCCGGUGUCCCCUGCUAUGGCCCCUGGCACCGGCGGUCACAUAAAUUACUACACGGCCACGGCCGAUAAGUACGGCAAUCGACGGUACGAUAACUACGACCGGUACGGCCAUCGCGCCCCAUCCCGGUGGGAGCAAUUUGUCUCCAACGAGCUGGUCCGCCGACCGCCCGGUUACGCCGCCGACAGGACGCCCAACGAUUUUGGCAGCAUCGUGAACAGAUACCUCGCGAAGUGGAUUCGCCAGCAUCCGCCCAACUAUGCGAUGGACAAAAAGCGAUUCUAUCCGGUGUUCGGCAAGCGCAGCAUCCGCGAGGACACCGCCCCGCUGGACCGGCACUUCCUCAACCAUCAUCGCGUAACGCGGCACGCACUCUACGAGCGGAUCGAGCAGUUCCUAACGGCCAAAGGUAAACACGGGCACCACUGUGUGCUGAGGGCGCUCUGUGAGAGUGGCCAGCGUAAACACGACACCGAGCCGGACACGUUCUUAAGGGAAAUCCUGCGAGCAGUCUUCAGUUUACCGACGACGCACGAAACACCGAGCCAACACAAGCACCGGUUGUACGACGAAGCCCACGCUCACACCGGAAACUGCACCGAAACGUACACGUACUGUAAGGACAGUUUUUGGUCGCCGGAUUUCGUUUUCUAA